GGCGAACCAACCCAGGGCGAAUACAUAUCUAAGGCGAACGACCUGAUACGGUUCCCACUUAUCGAUUGGUCCAGAUUCUUGACGGUAAGAGACCGGCGAGAGUCUCCAGAACAGGCGUGGUGCUAAUUAUCCUGUCAUUCAGAGGAUAAAUUUAAACCACAACCAUGGAUGGGUUUUACACAAAGGCAGUUCAUUUUUAUGAUGAAGUUUUUGCCAAGAAAGAUCCAAGGGUGGAUGACUGGUUCAUGAUGUCAUCACCGCUUCCAAGCAUAGUCAUCUGCAUUCUGUAUGUGAUUAUCAUCAAGCUUGGUCCAUGGAUCAUGAAAGACAGGCAGCCACUUGGUUUGAGGAACGUCAUGCUUGCUUACAACUUUGUCAUGGUUCUACUCUCCACAUUUUGUUUUGUAGAGUUUGGAGUGGCGGGCUGGUUCACGGGGUAUUCAUUUGGCUGUGAGGAGGUCGACUACUCCAAUUCUCCCAAAGCCUUACGGAUGGCCAAUGUAUGCUGGUGGUUUUACAUGUCAAAGUUCAUAGAAUUACUGGAUACUAUCUUCUUUGUGAUGAGGAAGAAGUUUAACCAGUGCUCCUUUCUCCAUGUCUUCCAUCACGCCAUCAUGCCUGCCUCAUGGUGGUUUGGGGUCAGAUUUGUACCAGGAGGUUUUGGUACGUUCCACGCCCUGCUGAACUCCUUCAUCCACCUGGUCAUGUACACUUACUACUUCAUGGCCGCCCUGGGACCCAGAUACCAGAAAUACCUCUGGUGGAAAAAAUACAUGACCAAGAUGCAGAUUAUCCAGUUUAUCCUGGUUACGGUCCACUCAGUGCAGCUCCUCUGGAUGAAGGACUGUCGCUACCCACGCCUGUUCGCGUACUGGAUACUCGCCUAUGCUGUCAUCUUCCUCGUUAUGUUUGCCAAUUUCUACAUCCAGGCAUAUAAAAAGAAACCCGGUACCAGCUCGGAGUCCCAUACCAAUGGGAAACAGAAGAAACAUUGACGCGAACCUUGUUUAGUCAGUUUGCAGGUAUCAACAUUCAGGCUUUUAAAUAAUUGUAAUAAAUUUAGCAAAUGUUUUGCAAUUGUUUUGUACAUUAAUGUAUACUUUCAAAACUAUAGAGAUUUUUGUUGCCAUGCAUUAUGUAUAUGAAAAUCAGCACUGCAUAUUCACGCCAUUAAAAGGUUACCAAUGUAAACGAAGCGGAACACUAAGAAUACCACAUGCAAGCCAUAAUCAAAUAUUGCCAUUGUUUAUCAGUACCAUUUACACAGACCAGAGCUAUUUUAGAUGAAAUUUUAUACUGCUUAUGCUUGUAGGUCCAUAUGUAAUCUUUAAUAAACCAGCAUUUUCAGCUUAUUCUUUUAAGUUUUGUUAGAAGUAAGAACAUGGAGUUUCUUAACUGAAGUUUUUAUACAAUUUAUGAAGUUUGUUAGCAAUUCUUGUUAACAAUGAUUGUAACAUAUUACAUUUGUUGUGCAAUUGUAAGCAAACCAUUUUACAUUAUGAUACAUGAUUAUAUCAUGUUUGCAUAAUUUUGAUGUUAUUUUAUUUUCUGUACCUUAUUGACCUUGAACAAAAUAGGUAUAUUCUUCUAGUACCGGUACUGCAAUUUUAUUACUGUUGACAGUCAUGUAUUUUGUUAUUCAAUUUUUAGCUCACCUGAACACAACGUGCUCAUGGUGAGUUUUUGUGAUCACUUUUUGUCUGUUCCGUCGUGAGGCGUCAACAUUUGCCUUGUUAACUCUCUAGAGGCCACAUUUAUUGUCCAAUCUUCAUGAAAUUUGGUCAGAAGAUUGGUCUCAAUGAUAUCUUGGAUGAGUUCGAAAAUGGUUAUGUUCGCUUGAAAAACAUGACUGCCAAAUGGCGGGGCAUUUUUCCUUAUAUGGCUAUAGUAAAAUCUUGUUAACACUCUAGAGUCCACAUUUAUAAUCCAAUCUUCAUGAAACUUGGUCAGAACAUAAGUCUUAAUGAUGUCUUGGAUGAGUUCGAAAAUAAUUAUGUUUCCUUAAAAAAAAAUGGCUUCCAAGGGGCGGGACGUUUUUCCUUAUAUGGCUAUAGUAAAAUCUUGUUAACACUCUAGAGGCCACAUUUACUGUCCAAUCUUCAUGAAACUUGGUCAGAAGAUUCAUCCUGAUAAUAUCUUGGAAGAGAUAAAAAAAAUGAUGCCGUUUGGUUGAAUAAACAUGGCUGCCAGGGGGCGGUGCAUUUUUACUUAUAUGGCUAUAGAAAAACCUUGUUUACACUCUAGGGGCCACAUUUAUUUUCCGAUCUUCAUGAAAUUUGGCCAGAAGAUUUGUCCCAAUAAUAUCUUGCAGACCUGUUUACUUCUACGGAUUCGCCGUAGUUCCUACGGAUUAUUGGGCUAAACUACGCACUACGGAU
Molecule: messenger RNA, 2378 nt
Organism: Dreissena polymorpha
Lineage: Eukaryota; Metazoa; Mollusca; Bivalvia; Myida; Dreissenidae
Product: elongation of very long chain fatty acids protein 7-like
Exons: 8
Coding region: 165-995 (276 amino acids)
Biological process (GO): very long-chain fatty acid biosynthetic process; sphingolipid biosynthetic process; fatty acid elongation, saturated fatty acid
Cellular component (GO): endoplasmic reticulum membrane
Molecular function (GO): fatty acid elongase activity
Source: RefSeq, a predicted model, not a curated record